UGAGAUGUGAAGAAGAAGAAGAAAAUAUCGUUUGUGUGUACAUCACGUGUGAUGUAAUUGUAAGUGAAUAUGUUUGAAAAUAAACAACCGCUACUACUCCUACUAAUAUUAUUAACUAUUAAGUGUCUAAUUAGAAGUAAAACCCGUUUUUAAACAGUUUUCUGGUUUUAAAUCUUCCACUAAAGGACACUGCUUCAGCUUUAGUGGGCACGGGCAAUAAUUAACCCAUUCUGUUCUCUGUCCUUCAACGGUCACAUGACGCUAAAGUCUGUUACCAUAACAACAGCUCACUGGUGUGUGUGGUUACUAUGGCGAUCUGACUGGUCUGUUUAACAUGGCUGUGUUUGUUUCUCAAGGUACUGGACCUUAAGCUCUAGGUGCAAAACUUUUAAAAACUUGCAUUUUAACCCGUUUCUUUGCAUCAAAUGUUUGAAGUUCCAACAAAACAUUUGGCGGGUUAAAAAGUUUAGCGAUGAGUUUUCAGCAGGAGCAACGUGGACUGUCCCCACGACUGGAAGCUGUGAUUCAGAAACUGGAGGAGUCUUUGCUUCCCCCAGAUGUCAGCACUGGAGAAAGACAUCUGACGCUUCAAGGUGAUCCACAGGCAUCUGGAGCAACACCUGUACCCAUCACCACUCGAAUAUUCCAGAUUAUCACCAGCAACCUGGCUGAGCAGCCAUCGGGUGUCAGCUCUGAGGUCGGUGGUGAGGAGACCAAGGCCCCGAGGGAGCAGCCGUCCACCAGCCUGAUGGACCGUGACCAGCCACCAGUCAAGCACACAGGUCUCACAGAGAGGCUGGAUGAAACGACGAUGCUGCAGCCAGCUGUGGACACGGACCAGAACACUCUACCACCUGGAUCCAUGCAAUAUCGAAGCAACAGAAGAAGACUUGUAAUCAGAGGCUGCAAGCCACCAGAAGGAGUCCAGAAGAACAGAGCCCAGGAGUUUAUAUUCCAGGUUCUCCAGUACAAGAACAGGUGUGGCGAACUUGAGGAGAAGGUCUUGGAGAAGACCUCAGCAUGUGAAAAGAUAAGAUUGUUGCUGCAGGCCCAGCUGGACUCGGCUGAGCGUCAGAAGCGUGUAGAGCAGGAUCUUCACGUUGUUUUACAGAAACAAUCAACUCAGCUGCAGGAGGAGCAAAGAAGGAGUACCAGCCUAAGCCAAGUGAACUCUGUACUCCGGGAACAGCUCGAUCAAGCUGCCACCAUCAACACGGAGCUAGCAGAGAGCCUGCGGAAGGCCCACAGGGACCUCGACUUGUGUGACACUCAUCUGCAGCGAGAGCAAGAGACGAGCGCCUCCCGGUCGAGCCGUGAACAGGCUCGAGUCAUCGCGCUGUGGCGCCAGGUCGCCUCUCUGCGGAGCACUUUUGCCCUGCUGAGGACUUUCACUGACAGAACUCUGUCUGAUAUGCGUGGUGAGUGUGUCGCUGUUAGUCGACAGCUCCGUGUUACGUGUCACAACUUUGAGGCGAGAGGAGCAGGAGGCGGGACCAGUAGAGGUGUGGAGACGUCAGCGCUGGACAUGCAGUUGAAGGUGAAGCUGAAGGAGACCAUGGGGCUGCAGGCUCUCUGGGAUGCAGAGAAAAUUGAACUGACCUCCAGAAUUAGUGAAUUAAGCGACACCUUGAAGCGCUUCCAGAGCCACAACAGUGAGAAGGACGUGAGCCUCCGCAGCAUGGAGAUCAGCCUGGACAGGAUGGAGACGAGGAGAGCAGAGGACAAAGCUGAACUGGAAGUCCUUCACGCAGAGAUUUCAGCUCUCCAAAAAAUUCUGUUCCUAAUUCAUCAGUUGGUCAGCAGCGAGGAGGAGACCUCUGAGACUACAUGUUCCUCUCAUGUCCACGGCCAGUCUCCACUGAGGAACGCCACCGUUAAGGCUGUCCAGAACGUGCUCUCCAAGCAUCGGGAACAAACACAACACCUACGAGCGUGUUUGGAAGCUGCUCUGCAGAAGGUGGACACCUUUCAGGAUCAGCUGAAGGAGAGGGAUGCUGAGAGGACAAAGGCUGAGCAGACGAUCCAGGAAAUCCAGAGGGAAAGUCAGGAAGCUAAAACGGCUCUGGAGGAAAAUCUCAAACGCAGCAGCAGAGAUCGCUGCACGCUGGAGCUCAUCUCCAAUGAGAAACGAGGCCUGGAGAAGCUUCUCUCCGGGCUGCAGCAGGAGGUGAACUCGCAGCGUGGUGAGCUGGAGGCACUACAGAGCUCAUUAUCGGACCUCCAGAGAGAGCGGGACCUCCUGCGGCAGCAGAGGGAGGACUUGGAGAUGCAACUAGCUCAGCAGGGCACAGAAGCCCAGAGACGGGAGAAGAGCGCGCAGCAACUUGAAGAAAAACACUCCAGUCUGCGCAAAGAACUCAUAACAGUGAAGGAAUCUUUGAGUCAAAUCAAUCUGGAGAAAGAGAUGUUGGAGGAGGACAAGGCUGCUCUGUCUCUGGCUCUAACCAAAAUGGAGGCCCAUCGUGCUUCACAGGAGCACGCUCUGACCAAACUCAAGCGUCAGCAGGCUGCUCUAAAAGAGUCUUUCACCAAAAUGGCUGACCUCAGUGAAGGUUUAGCCAAAGACAAGGUGGAGCUCAAUCGCGUUGUGCUGCAGGUAGAAAGUGAGAAGACGGAGCUUGAUAAACGGAGACGUGAGGCUGAGGUGGAGCGCACAGCAGCCAGAGAGGUUGCAGCACGGACACAAAGGGAAAUGAUGAAUUUCUUUGCUGAAAAACAAGCUCUGGAGAGCUCCCACAUUCAGCUACAAGAUGUCUGCCAGGGGCUGGAGGCAGAGCUGAGCCUCCUGCGGAAGGUGAAAGCUGAGGCCCUGGAGGAGAACUCCCAGGUCAAAAGGCAGAUGCAGACCCUUGAAGAAGAGCUGCGUGUCUGCAGGAAGGAGCUGGAAGCGUCGACCGCAGCUGCAAAGAGAGCUACCUGUGACAGAGACCAGCUGGCCAAGGACAAGGCCGCUCUGGAUGUCAGGCUCAACUCUGUUGACCGAAAGGCCAGCGGACUCGUGCAGGAGCUGCUGGCGCUGAGAACGGAGAAGGAAUCCCUGGAAACAGCUCUGUUUGAAAGCCAAGAGCUUUCCGAGUCACUGAGGGCUGAGUGCACCAGGUUGGAGGGCGAGAGGAGCAGCUUGAUCCAGGCUAACGAGUCCUUGACACAAGAUGCUGCUCAGGUGCGGGCGGAUGCUGAACAGCACCUGAAGCAAGCUGCAGAACAGCGAAGGGAGGUGGAGGAGGAGCUGGCCGAGGCGGAGAGGAAGGCCCUGCUGAUGCUGAACAACAUGAAACAAACACACAGAGACGAGCUGGAAGCUGAACGCCAGAGAAAGGAUCAGCAGUAUGCGGGGCUGCUGUUUCAGAGGGAGCAAGCUGAGGAGCAGCUGCGUAGACGGUGUGAGGAGCUGCGUGCACACAAUCAGAAGGAGCUGCAGCAGGCACAGGAAGAGCAGGCCAGGCUGCAGAAGGAGUUCAACCAAAGCCUCCUACAUGCUGAAAGUGAAAAGCAACAGGUGUUGUCGCAGAAGGAGACAGAGAAAGCUGCCCUCUCAGAGGAGAUCGCGUCCUUACAGCAAGAUCUGGCCACAGCAGGCAUGGAAAUGGAACGUGUGCAGAGAGAGGCCUUCAGCAAACAGGAGCAGGACAAGAAUACUAUAGCUGUCAUGAAAUCUGAGUUGCAAGACUUGCAGAAUCGAUUUGAAGAGUCUCUGAACUCUCACCAGAGCGCCGAACUAAGUCUCCUGGAGCAGGUCCGAGAGAUGAACCAACAGAAGCAACAAGCUGAACAACAGCUUGAAGGUGUUCGUCAGCGCUUGCUGGAGACCGAGGACAACCUCGCUAAGAAGCAAAGAGAGCUGAUUGAGGCUCACAGAGAACUUCAGGGCUGUGCGCAGGAGCAAGACAAGCUACGAAGAGAAACGCUGGACCUGAAGCGGCUCCUGGGUGACGAGACCAGACAAAACGAGGCCAUCCAAGUCUCCAAUCAGGAGCUGAGAUCUUCCAUCAAAAGAGCAGAGAGUGACAACAGCAACGCGAGACGAACCCUCGCAGAGAAGGAACAAAAACUGUCUGUCUUGGAGGAAUGUCGGAGCUCGUUGCAUCUGGAGUUAAGCGUGCUGAGAGGCAGAACGAGAGAGCAGGAAAAGCUUCACCUGGAGGCACGCAGAGAGCUGCAGGAGCUGCGUAGACAGAUAAAGGUCCUUGAGGGUGAGAACAGCCGGCAGAGGCAGGAAGUGCUGGAGCUUCAGGCCCGGGUUGGUCAGGAGGAGCAGAAGGAGGAGGAGGCGCGCCAUGAGGCUUAUGCUCUCAAGCAUAGGCUGCUGGAGUGCGAGGCUGGCAAGGAAGCAGCGCUAAAUGAGGUUGCAGGUCUUCAGUGUCGUGUGCGAAAACUGGAAACAGCUGAGCAAGAGAGCCGAGAGUUGCUGCAGGAAAGAGAAGUCUGUCAACAGAAGUGUGACCAGAAGCACAGAGAAACCACCGCUCAGCUGGAGGCAGAGCUGGAGGACUCAAGGACCACAGUCAAAGAGCUCACUGUGAAGGUUGGUCUAGCUGAAACCAGAGCCCACCGCCUCAAGGAGGAGUUGUGUCUGAGUGGAGCCAAAUGCAGGGACCUGGAGCACCAUCUGGCAGCGCUGUAUGCAGGUCUGCGUUCCACUGUUGGCACCGACCAUCCGAGGUUUUCUGACAAACCAGGUUCACGGAGACGGCCUCUCUCUCCUUGUAGAGGACGCGUAUUUGUAAAAGGAAGUGAAAGCUCACCACUGGGAUCUGUGCAUCUUGGUGGAGAGAUGAAUGUGGAAUUCCUGCACAAUGCCUUGCUGGAAUUCCAGGAGGAGCUCAGGGAGACGCAGAGACAAAGGGAUGAAGCCAAGGCUCAGAUAGUCAAGCUGAGUCAAGAUGUGACUGAGCUCACGGGCACUCUGGAGAAGAACACCAUAAAGCUGCAGGAGCUGCAGAAGUCUUUAAAGCAAUCAGAGGAGGGAAAACAACAUUUGGCAGAAGAGUUGCAAAAGGCCAAUGCUUCCCUGUCUCUGCAGCAACAUGAAGCAAACUGUGCAGACUGGGAAAAGCGACGGCUUGAGGCUGAGGUGGCUCAGCUCAUGAUCAGUGUUCAGACUGCUCAGACUGAAUCGAGGACACUGCAGGACAAAUUGGACGUCUUGCGUGGUGCAGAAUGUUUUGCAGAGGCAGAAAAGCGGAGGUUCAAAGAGUCUCUGGACGCAGCAGAAAGUAGAGUGAGCCAUCUGGAGCUCUCCCAGUGCACCUGCGAGGGUGAGCUGCAGAGGGCCGGGCUGAGGGCAGCUGAGCUGGAUGCGGAGGUCGGGGCACUGCAGCAGAGACUCGCGGACUUGAGGAGGAAACUGGGUGAGAGUGAAGAUCGAUGCGCGGCACUGCAAGUCAGCAAGAAGAAAAUGUCCGUGUCACUGGCUCGAGCUGAGCAGCAUGAGAGUCAGCUCAGAGAGCAGGUUCACAAACUGUCAGACAUCCUCAGUGACAACCGGGCAAACAACGAGAGCCUGCAGGAGCAAAUAACACAGCUGCAGAGGGUCCUGACUACGAGCGAGCAGGACCGACGGCUGCUGCAGGAGCAUUUGGAUCAAACACGGGAUGCUCUUUCAGAGACCAAGAGGCUGAACCACGCACUCACACAACAGAGCCAGAACUUUCAAAGAGCCCAAGAGGACUCGGAUCUUAAAAUCUCAGAGCUGGAGAAACAUAGCAGGACCCUGAAGGAGAGCCUGAAGCAACAGCAGGAGGCUGAACUGAACGUUUCCCAGCAGCUGCAGAGAGAGAAGGAGGAAAUCCAAGAAAAGUUCAAAAGUCUGCAGAGCUUCUUGCAAACGCUGCGUGGUGAGAAGGCAGACACGGAGAAGAUCCUGAUGCGCCUCAGGAAGGACCGGUCUGCUCUUAGAAAGAGGCUGGAGAAGGUGGAGAUGGACAGGUUGAGACAGGAAGAGAAAGUGGCAUCUGUUACCAGAGGAAAUGCACAGCUGGAGGAGGCAGUCUGCAAUCUGCAGCAGGAGCUGACUGGAAAACAGGAAACGCUGGAGACUUUACAGGCCCAGAUCUCCCAGCUGGAGCACUCUCACGCACAGCACCUCCUGGAGGUGACGGCCCGUCACCGCCAGGAGCUGGACUCGGAGACGCAUCGUCUGAGGGACAGUCGGCUCCAAGCAGAGCAGGCCUUGGAGACCCGAGAGAGGGCUCAUCGCCAGAGGGUCCAAUGCCUGGAAGAGCAGGUGCUGACCCUCAAAGAGCAGCUUGAUCAAGAGGCAAGGAGACGGCAGGCGUAUUUCAAUCAGAUGCUGCAGCCCGGUGUGUAGGCAGUGAAGUAUGUGGCGCCUCUGCCUCCGUCCCUCACCGUCCUGCCAGCAGCGUCCUAACAACUGCAUGUUUCCAGCUACAGCCACACUUGGACACUCACAAACACACUCCUGAGGCAUGUGCACCCACCACGCACACGUGCACGCAGGACUAAAUAAAUCUGCAGGAACAACAAAUAAUAAGUGUUUUGUUUCUAGGCGAACUGGAUGUGCCAAAUUGUUUGAAGGAUUUCCUGCAGCUGGCGGGACUUUUAUAUCUGAUUAUGCUGACGCCAGGUCGCAUUGCCUCUUGUUUAAUGUUCUUAUGCCGGUUUUAUACUCAGCUGUUAUGAUCACGUCGCAGUUUUACGUCCUCUGUGUUGUAAAUGAUUACGUGUAUUUAUUAAUCAACAGUGAAACACUAAUGUAGGUGAACUGACUGUAGAUGUUAAAUUAAAUGAGAGAAUGGCUGAUAUGUGUGUGUGCUGCAUUUGUGAUCUGGAAUAAAACCAAGUGUAUUCACGCA
Molecule: messenger RNA, 6815 nt
Organism: Nothobranchius furzeri (turquoise killifish)
Lineage: Eukaryota; Metazoa; Chordata; Actinopteri; Cyprinodontiformes; Nothobranchiidae
Source: RefSeq, a predicted model, not a curated record